Asparagus officinalis (garden asparagus) is the source of this 1300-nucleotide messenger RNA. Its product is annotated as endonuclease 4-like. The coding region runs from base 86 to 886 and encodes 266 amino acids. The transcript has 10 exons. Lineage: Eukaryota; Viridiplantae; Streptophyta; Magnoliopsida; Asparagales; Asparagaceae. Gene Ontology annotation, molecular function: endonuclease activity; nucleic acid binding. The record is from RefSeq and is a predicted model, not a curated record. Gene Ontology annotation, biological process: DNA catabolic process.
GGAGCUGUCCUGUUAUCAACGAACACGAAAUCGAAAUUUUCGCGCGAAAUUAAGCAAAGCGGAGAUCUACAAAAUCUCAAUCAAAAUGCCAAGGGUCUGGUGCUUUGGGUUGUUAAUUUGCCUUAGCCUUCUCCCUGGAGUUGUCUCUUGGGGAAAAGAUGGGCACUUUGCGGUUUGUAAGAUCGCAGAGGGCCUUUUGACUGACGAAGCUAUGUUGGCUGUUAAGAUGUUGCUUCCGGAAUCUGCUAAUGGUGACUUCGCUUCGCUUUGUUCUUGGGCUGAUGAGAUUCGCCAUUGGUACCAUUGGCGCUGGACUAGUCCACUGCAUUAUCUUGAUACACCGGAUUUCAAGUGCAAUUACUAUUACUGUCGUGACUGCCAUGAUUCUUAUGGCAAGAGAGACAGAUGUGUUUCUGGGGCAAUAUAUAACUAUUCUACACAGUUGGAAGCCUAUCAACGCCCUGAAUCAGAAGAGAAAUAUAAUCUUACAGAGGCUCUUUUGUUCUUAUCACACUUCAUCGGUGACAUUCAUCAGCCAUUACAUGUUGGUUUCACAGGAGAUGAAGGCGGAAACACAAUAAUAGUUCAUUGGUAUAGGCGAAAGUCAAAUUUACAUCAUAUAUGGGAUAACAUGAUCAUUGAGACUGCAUUGAAGAAGUUCUACAACUUGGAUAUCAAAACAAUGGUGCAAGGCAUCCAAUCAAAUAUUUCAGACGACUGGUCUACUGUAGUUCCUUCAUGGAAAGAUUGUGACUUCAAUCAGACAGCUUGUCCAAACCUUUACGCUUCUGAGAGCAUUCAGUUAGGUGCAAGUUGCAUACAGGAAUGCCACUGCCUGGAAGCACUCUCGGAGAUGAAUACUUCCUCUCUCGCCUGCCAAUUGUAGAGAAGAGGCUCGCCCAAGGUGGGGUUCGCCUUGCUGCCACCCUCAAUCGCAUAUUUCUUCGCCGUCGUUCUUCCAUCUCUGCAGCCUAAUGGAAAAACUUACGUAGAUCACUGAUAUGACCAAACUUUGCUUCACAAGUCUUUCGCCUUGCUCUCAUCUUUGCAUAGCUUCCCCCUUAAUCUUUCUAGCUCCAUGAAGAAAUGCAGAAGGGAAGCAGAAGCAACUUUAAUGUUUUCUUCAGUUAUUACCUGCAAAGCUUUCUUUGAUUAGUUUCAGAAGAUGCCUAUGUUUAUUCUGGAAUCUGCAAUGUCAUUAGCUUGUAGAAACCAAAAGCUUCUACAUGUGAGAUAAUUGAACAAGAGUUUUUGCACUCAAAGGGACGUGUUUGUGUGUAUAUUGCCUUUAUUUGCUUCA